Messenger RNA from Cynoglossus semilaevis (tongue sole), 3531 nucleotides. RefSeq names its product zinc finger and BTB domain containing 49 (gene zbtb49). The transcript has 8 exons. Gene Ontology annotation, molecular function: DNA-binding transcription factor activity, RNA polymerase II-specific; protein binding; RNA polymerase II cis-regulatory region sequence-specific DNA binding. The coding region runs from base 262 to 2610 and encodes 782 amino acids. Gene Ontology annotation, biological process: regulation of transcription by RNA polymerase II. The record is from RefSeq and is a predicted model, not a curated record. NCBI's taxonomy places the organism in Eukaryota, Metazoa, Chordata, Actinopteri, Pleuronectiformes, Cynoglossidae.
UUCAGUUCAUAUUAUUUGUUAACAAACAUUUAGUCGUUUUAUAUGACUACAAAUUACAUUUUGGUAAAUGAUAGUUAAAAUAGACGUGGCAUGGAAAACAAUUUAGCUUAUUACGACUCGAUCGAAAUUUUCGUCCAAUUUUUGCAUGGGUGGUCUUCCAUCAACGUCAUGUGUCGUAGAGUUUCAAUUGCAGCUGUGCGAUAAAAAACUUGGAUCUGAGUGCUUCGCAGCAGCAGCUCCAAGAACAGCAGCACAGUGAACAUGGACACUCUAUCCAGCCAUAGUUCAUACCUGCUGCAGCAGCUCCAGGAGCAGAGGAUCCAGGGGUUACUGUGUGACUGCAUGCUGGUGGUGAAAGGUGUCUGCUUUAAAGCACACAAAAAUGUCCUGGCAGCAUUCAGUUCUUACUUCAGGUCUUUGUUUCAAAAUUCACCAAGUCAGAAGAAUGACGUUUUUAACUUGGUGAUCCAGGAUGUGGGUGGCAUUGGCCAAGUAUUGGACUAUAUGUACACCUCCCAUCUCGACAUAAACCAGGAUAAUGUACAAGCACUCCUGGACAUCGCCCAGUGCUUGCAGGUCCCAAAUGUGCAGAGCUUGUGUAACACUUUCCUCAAACCUUGUCCUCCACCUGUGGAAAUUCCACCCUUCUCUCUGUUGGGCACUGAGCAUGACUGCCUCCUAGGGAGCAGUCUACCACACGAUGUUGACCUCCACUGUCUCUCUGAGGCCCAGAGACCUGGGUCCAGCACUGACACAGACCACACCAAAAAAAUGUCUUUUUCUUCCUCUACCAGCAGUUCAGGCUGUAAACCAUCUAACAGCAACCAGGCACCUGCAGAGAAACAGUUAGUCCAUGGCUACAAACUGCGCAACUUCUACAGCAAACAAUACUUUAAACAGAGCGCACUUGAGACAAGUAAUGCAAACUCAAUUCAAGGUCCAGGUCCUUUGUUGGUGAUUGAAGAGCAGCAGUGUUCUCUGGGGAUCAGUCACGGGGACAACAGCUCACCUGUAGACUCAGGAACCUUACUUCAGCCCAAUCCUUCCAGUGCUUCAGUAGCAUCAGAGAAGAACCCGGUUUCUUCUCUGAUGCCGUCAGAAAAUCUAAACAUUCCCAACUUUGGUCCAGCAGACUCCUCUCUCAACAGGCCAGUCCGCCCAAAAAAGGCUGUGUAUCUGAAAAAAUACAACUACCUGAGGUCCCAGAAAGCUUGGGAGGAAAUAUGCAUGGAAUCUGUCCACGAACCUGUCCUCAGCUGUACCAAAGAGUGUCAGCCGGAGGAGUCAGUUCUUCAAACUGAGGCUCCAGAGACUCUGGUUGAAGACAACGCAGUCACUGAAGAGAAUGUUGUAGAGCCCACGGCAACUCCACAGCAUCCCAGUCCUUCACCUUUGGAGCCGGAGGAAGACAAACUAAAGCCACAGCAGCAGAGAGGAAACAGACAGCACCGCUGUCACAUGUGUGGGAAGAUUUUCAAACACCCGAGCAACUUGGAGCUACACAAGCGUUCGCACACUGGUGAGAAGCCCUUUCAGUGUAACAUUUGUGGAAAACAUUUCUCACAGGCUGGAAAUUUACAGACUCAUUUGCGGCGACACUCUGGGGAGAAACCGUACAUCUGUGAAUUAUGUGGCAAAGGUUUUACAGCAUCAGGGGAUGUCCAACGUCACAAAGUGGUCCACACAGGAGAGAGGCCACAUCUGUGUGAUAUCUGCGGUCGAGGAUUUAACAACUUAAGCAACCUCAAGGAGCACAAGAAGACUCACGCCACAGACAAGACCUUCACCUGUGAUCAGUGUGGAAAGUCUUUCAACACACAGAGAAAGUUACUGAAGCACAGGAACAGACACACUGGAGAAAAGCCACACAGCUGUGCUACAUGUGGGAAGUGUUUUGCUGGUUCUGGGGAUCUGCAGCGUCAUAUACGCAUUCACACAGGAGAGAAACCUUACAUCUGUGAUGCCUGUGGUAAGAGCUUCUCUCGCUCCGCCAUGCUGAGGAGACACUGCAGCAAGAACUGCAAAGGUUCUCCACGUACCAGUGCUGAGACCGAUGCCUCAGAGCGGAAGGGUCGCUCACGCAGAGCACCUUCAUCAGCCAAAGCCAAUAGACGCAGAAAACCCUGCGCCUCCACCAGUGAGCAUCAGGAGUCUGCCGUCAUGCCUCAGACAGGGACAGAGAAGCCAUCUCCACCAGCUCCUUCACCCUCACCACAUAUUGAAACUCAUUCUUCCAGCUUGCAUGCUAGCCCAGCUUCCACACCGCUUCCAGAGCUGCGCUCCCUGAUGCCACCUCACCUUCUACCCUCCAGCCACCAGGAGAAAACUGCAUCUGUGGCUGCUGCUGACCACCACACAAAACUGGUUAAACAGCAUCUGUCUACAGAGGCUGUCUAUGGUCCGUAUGUGGAGACUGGGACUAUGACAAUGGAAGUGGGCAGAGGCAGACCCUACCUACCUCCUCCUCCAGACAAUCACUGUGUCACACUGCCGUCUUCCACCCGGUCCAGCAGUGGCUCAUACAGGUCCACCGAAGGCCAGUUCAUCUCCAGUGUAACUCUGUGGGGCCUAGCAAUGAAAACACUGCAGAAUGAUGACAUGGAGCAGUAGAAUGCAGUACAAAAUACUUCUCCCAGAUGGAGGCAUCCCAAAGAUGAUGAUUGAUUUAAUGUGGUUAAAGGAAGAUCAGUGAAGUUUUGAACAGCGUUAUCUGUGAAUGUGUCGACAUGGGGGGCUUUACAGUAGUCCUACCUACAAAAGGGAGGCUCUGUAGAAAAGUUUGGGAGCCACAGCCUUGAUAUGUCUCCAAAGAAUAUGUUAUAAGCCUGAAUUGCUGUGAGAAGUUACUCUGUAUAAAUGUAAAUCCUUAAAUUGAACUCUAAUUUCAAUAAAAAUAUAGGUAUCAGUUCAGUUGGUGCAUACCUGGCAUUAGUUUGGGGUCAAAGGUCAGAAAUCUGCAUCUGUUUAAUGUACAAAAACAUUUUCUGGACUGAGAAUCAACAACUCGGCACAUGUGGAAAACUUCACAUUUUCACCAGAACAAAAAAUGUCUGAACUUCAAACAACAAAAAUCAGUCAGCUAACAUGGAUCCAAAUUCUCUCCUGUAGAUUUUUUAAUUUUUAUUUUAAAACUUUGUAUUUUCACAGCCCACACAGUUGAUUCAAGUGACGUCACUAAAAUAUUUUUUACAACUCCCCUUUAUCUUCACAGAGUACAAUCAGUAGUGCCUCCUAGGGUAUGAAUGAGGAAUUACUUCAUUUCAUUGUGACAAAUGUCAGAUCAGUGACUUCUUGUCAUGUGGGCUGUAACAGUUCUCUGAGUGAAUCUUAACAGGUCAUUAAGUCAAUAAAUAAAAGGAGCAGUGGAAUGAAUUUCUGUUUUAAAUUAACUUAAUACAUUAUUUAAAGCUCAGUUAAAACUGAAUCACAAACAUUGGGUCAAAGUUACUGCAUAUUAAAUCACGUAAAUCUUCUCACUUCACUGACCUUUUGGAGACGUUCUAUGAACUAAGUCAUGGUCACAGUCACACA